GCGAACAGACACUCUUUCCAGCCUUUCCGCAAGCUGGAUGCCAUUAGGGUCUUGGAGUUCUGGUUGGACCAGUGGGUCAGCUUGGAUGAGAUGGAGCGCCAAGGUGUGAUUAACAGUUACUAUCCUUGCCCAGAUGCGGACGACCUCGAAAAAAUGCACGCGAUGAUGCUGGCUCCCUCCCGAUUUGGAAGACCUUUGCAAGCAUCUGCUGUUGAGCUGAUGAAGAACUACUUUGGAGAGGAGAUCACCUUCUACUUCCGCUUCGUGUCCUUCCUCUGCGCCGCUUUGCGCCUCGGCAUUGAUCUGAGCAGUGAUACCAUGCACUUACAUCAUCCUCUGAACUUUGCCAAGUUGAACAGCUUUGACUUCGCUUAG
Symbiodinium pilosum is the source of this 375-nucleotide messenger RNA. Lineage: Eukaryota; Dinophyceae; Suessiales; Symbiodiniaceae. The record is from the annotation of a GenBank genome assembly.